AGAUAAGAAAUCACCACUAAAAGUAACAAAACACAGCAAGCUCUUUCAUACAGCUGAGCUGGCUAGAUGUCGUCGAAUAAUCGUAACAACGAUGACACCACUCACACAGAUGCAUCCAUAUUAUCACAACUACGACAAUAUCAAAUCCAAUCACGGUUAGAUGAUGAAUUGAAUGAACGAUGUCGCCAUCAAAUAGAUUCCAUAUUUGAAUAUACUGACUUGUUAAUUGAGGGACAUGAUAAGGAAUUUGACAAGCAGUUGGUUUAUGAUGGUAUGGAUGAAUCUUUACCGAUACCGUCUACUGCCACAUUGACUGCAUUUGCCAUUCAGUUGAAUAAACUCCGGAUUUUACAUUUGAAGUUAAAAACUGAUGCGAUGAAUGUUUCCAAAGAACGAAUAAAAGGCAAGAUCGAAGUUUUAAAGGAAAAGAAACAAGAACAAGAGAAGAAGUUGGAUCAAUUGAGGUUGGAUUUGUUAAAAAGUGAAACCAAGCUAAUUUCCAAUGGUAAUGCAAGGAUUGAUAGUUUAAACUCACAAAUCGAGGAAAAUAAAAGUACAAAGAAUAAGCAAGUGGGGAGACAAGUAUUGCGGUUGCAAGAACAAAAUUUUAAAAUCUUAAAAGAAAUAUCAUUCCAAAACAAGGAGCGAAAGCUACUAUUUAAUCACCAACCAAUCUUGAAACUUGAAGAAUUGUUGGGCUAUAAUCUUCUAGUUAUAAACCAAUUUCUUGAAAGGUUGAUUGUUUUGCAGAUUCAAUUGUCAGACUUGUUCCGAGUAGAGUUACCGCAUUUGCCUGAAUUAGUUGGAUUUCUUCCUGAUUCCAAGUUUUACGACUUAAUAAGAAAGAAACAACAAAUAAUAAAAGGAUCAGAAGAGGAUGGUUUGUCUGAUGUUGAAUCUUCAACAGAUACCCCCACAUCAGAAGAUCUGCUUAUAUUUGAAGUACCCAAAGACAUUCAAAACCCCACGGAGAAAAUCAUUAAACUUGGCGAUGCUUAUAAGCUUCCCUUGUCUUCAAAGACCUUGAAUCACCAACGACGGGCUCAUAGAUCUAAUUCAGUAGAACCGGCUGAUUUAAGCAAUAUACCGAUUAUAAAGCAUGAUAGAUCUGUUUCACCAAGUACCUCGUCGCCGAAAAAGAAUAUGGUUAUCAUACCGCAUAAAAUCAUCAACAAACCAUUUAAUCGUCUUUCAAUAAAGGAUUUCCUUAGGUUCUUUCUUGUUAUUGUAAAACUAAUUACCAAUUUCCAAGUAUUUCUCAUGUUCACGGGUGAAAUUGAAGACAUGUCUCUUGAUGAGUGGUGCAAUUUCGAAAAAGUGUUGCGACAAGUUAUGAACCUAGAUUUGGGUUUCAAAAAAAGGCUAUAUGAACAAGAGAAGCAAGCAGUUGAUUAUGCAACAUCCGCCGUGCGGACCAAUUUCCAAGAUUUGAUGGAACACGUUUAUGAAUUACUAAUGAAGUCUAGUGCUGUUUUAGGUACAAAAAAGAAGCAUUCAGACAAACCAAUGGCAUUCUUGGACUUGAAACUACGGGAUAUCAUAAGAAACCCCACCAGAUUAAACUUAAGUGAGGAAUGGGAUAUAGUGAGCCACAUGAUUUAAAUAAUAUAACAAACCUUGCGU
Molecule: messenger RNA, 1623 nt
Organism: Spathaspora passalidarum NRRL Y-27907
Lineage: Eukaryota; Fungi; Ascomycota; Pichiomycetes; Serinales; Debaryomycetaceae
Exons: 1
Coding region: 67-1602 (511 amino acids)
Source: RefSeq, a predicted model, not a curated record